Sphaerodactylus townsendi is the source of this 943-nucleotide messenger RNA. It is a transcript of the gene PRR13, whose product is annotated as proline rich 13. NCBI's taxonomy places the organism in Eukaryota, Metazoa, Chordata, Lepidosauria, Squamata, Sphaerodactylidae. The record is from RefSeq and is a predicted model, not a curated record. Bases 138 to 596 code for a protein of 152 amino acids. Gene Ontology annotation, cellular component: nucleoplasm. The transcript is spliced from 4 exons.
GACGGAGCCUGGUGCAAAGGAAACUUCCAGGAAGUGAGAACUGCAGGACUGAGCAAAGGCAGAGAAGCAAAACUGCAAGGCGAAGGUAGCGAAAUCCGUCGCUGUUUCGGUGACGAAUUCUUCUCUCCUUGUGGACCAUGUGGAAUCCCAAUGCAGGCCAGCCUGGUGCCUACCCUGGGGCAGCCUAUCCUCCCAACCCUUCCUACCCUGCUGGCUCCAAUCCUGCUUAUCCUCCAGCCGUGAAUCCUGGUUUUCCCCCAGGCCCUGUUCCUGCUGGCUCAUAUCCCAUCCCCCCAGGCCAACCUGCCUACCCCCCGGGCCAUCCUGUUCAGCCCCCGUAUCCAGGUCACCAGCCGGGCUACCGUGUCCAACCUGGUGGCUCCUACCUUCCGCCUGCUCCUGGGAUGCCUGGAGGGAUGGGGGUUAACCCUUUGCUGCCUGGAGCUGUUGUCGUGGGCACCCACGUCUUGGAUAAGAAGACAGAGAAGAAGAUGAGGAAGAAGAUGAAGAAGGCUCACAAGAUGCACAAACCGCACAAGCUCCAUAAGCUGCAUGGCAAGCAUUCCUCCUCUUCCAGCAGUAGUGAUUCUGACUGAGACUUCUCCUUACCUUCUAACCGUACCUUCUUCCCACGAAUGCCGAUCCUCUCACUAUUUCCUGCUUCCAUCCAAUGCUAAUCUAUUGAAUAACCACCAGAUGAAAAAUGACUCCUCCUAGCAGCUCAUCCUGUUCUUACAGGAUCCUGGUCCAAAGAGUUAAGAUUAUCCCACUGGCAUACAUACCUGCCUGCAAAGCCUCAUGGGAACUCUGAUGAAGUUGAUUACAUACAGCUGGAGCGAUCAGAUGCUAGAUCGGGAAGCCAUCAAGCUGGUAUAAAGAACACUGUCAUUGACCGUAAAUAAAGUAUUCUAUUCUAUUCUAUUCUAUUCUAUUCUAUUCUAUU